Messenger RNA from Sceloporus undulatus (fence lizard), 2550 nucleotides. RefSeq lists its product as uncharacterized. The record is from RefSeq and is a predicted model, not a curated record. The annotation marks the transcript as partial. Lineage: Eukaryota; Metazoa; Chordata; Lepidosauria; Squamata; Phrynosomatidae. Gene Ontology annotation, molecular function: nucleic acid binding; zinc ion binding. The transcript has 2 exons.
CCCUCCGUUGAGGCAGCGGAAGAACGCGGUGAAGAAGCUAUUUCUACAGCCUGAAGAAGGAUUAUUCCCAAGGCCUAGUUUACUUUGACUGUUUAUUUUGUUACCUUGAUAGUUGCCAAUAAAGGCGUUUGUGUUACUGCAAGCACGUGGCUCUAGGAAAGUUUGUUUCCCACGUGGAAGGUCUUGCCUUGUUUAUCCCACAUGCAGCCGGCAGCGCCAGCCCCGCCCACAUUGGUGGAGAAUGCGGGCACCGCCCCUAGGGCGGGGCCACGGCCGUCCCAAGAACAGUUGUUUACUUGGUUCGCUGAACAACAACAGCUGAUGCUACAACAUUUGUCGUCCCAGCAAACCCGAGUUCUAGAGCAGGUGUGUGCAGCUCAACAGAACGCCCAGGCACAGCUGUUAACUCAACUAACGAAUUUAUGGAGGGCUCCUCGAACCGCAGAAGGGGAAGAAAGGGGCUUGACCUGGACGGUGGGCCUGAAUCCGUUGAAAUUAAUGAAAAUGGGGCCUCAGGAUGACGUCGAAGCCUUCCUCAAUACGUUCGAGCGGGUAGCAGCAGCGGCUCAGUGGCCCAGGGAGCAAUGGGCCUUGAUACUUACCCCUUGCCUCACGGGUCCGGCGCAGGAGGCUGUUGACACAUUGUCCCCGGAGGACGCCCAGGAUUAUGCCAAGGUAAAGGCAACCAUUCUCCAGACCCUUAACAUUUCAGAGGACACCUACCGCUUGCGGCUCCGAGAGCUAAAAUGGAGGUCGGGGAUGCAUCCUAGAACUCUAGGACAGAAGAUUAGAGCCAGUGCUCUGAGGUGGCUUAAACCGAUGGAGCGAUCGGCUUUAGAGGUAGCGGAGUUGGUGAUGGUGGAGCAGUUUGUAGCCAGUCUCCCCACGCAAGCCAGGAAUUGGGUGAGGUGUCACCGUCCGAAGGACCUAGAACGAGCUGUCACUCUUAUGGAGGCGUUCACCACGGCGGAAGAGGCAGAAGCCGCUAAACCCCGUAGGGGCGCUGAAGGGAUCGCUAUACGGGGAGGUAAGAUCGGCGUAGGUCCGGGACGGUUCGGAGGACGAGAGGGACAUGGACCUACUCGGCCCAAAGAAGAAGCGGUAGCGGCCAAGCCAGAAGCGGCGGGAAAGAAUGGGGAAGAGGCCGGCCCCAAGGAUCUUCCUCGAAAAGCGGUGAUAUGCUAUACCUGUGGCAUGGAAGGGCACAUACGCCGAGACUGUCCGGUUAUGGAAUGCUCAUGGGGCGAUACGUGGGACGCCACUCAGGCUUGGAGGGUUCGUGAGGCUUUGUGGACAGAAGUGGAAGAUGAUCCUGAAGAAAGAGAGGAGUGGUUUAUAGGUCCUCAGACGGAGGACUUCAUACAAACAGGGGAGGUACCCAUUAUGUCCCCACUUACUGGACCACAACAAGAGCAGGUGAGGGUCUUACAACAACAAUUUGGGGAUGUGUUUAGGGGGAAGCCAGGUCAGACCUCGUUGAUACAACAUGCAAUAGUUACUGAGCCUGCAACGGUAGUAAGGAUGCCAAUUCGGCCAUGGCCUUGGAGGGUGCAGAAGGCCAUUAAUGAUGAAGUAGAAACCAUGCUGCAGUUAGGGGUAAUUGAGCCGUCAAAAAGCCCAUGGAGAAGUUCACCGGUGAUGGUACCAAAACCAGAUGGGUCAAUACGUUUUUGUAUCGAUUUUAGGCAAGUUAAUAAGGUGUCCAAAUUUGAUGCCUACCCCAUGCCAGGGGCUAUAAAUUUACUGGAACGGCUGGGACAGGCCCGGUUUUUGUCAUCCCUGGACUUAACGAAAGGUUACUGGCAAAUUGAGUUGCGCCCUGAAGACAGGGAGAAAACAGCCUUUGCAACCCCUAAAGGACUGUUUCAGUUUACAAGGAUGCCAUUUGGCUUGCAUGGGGCUGCAGCCACCUUCCAGCGGCUGAUGGACCGAGUGCUGCAAGGUUUAGAGUUCUGUGCUGCGGCAUACAUUGAUGACAUUAUUAUUUUCAGUGAUUCUUGGGAGGAACACAUAGAGCACUUAACAAAAGUUUUAGGAGCAUUGAGGGCCGCAGGGCUGACGGCUAAUCCAAAAAAGUGUGCAAUUGCCUGUAGACAAGUGAAAUACCUUGGGCAUGCGGUGGGGCAAGGCUUAAUAAAGCCCUUAAUGGAGAAAGUGGUCAAAGUACAAGAUUGGGGAGUCCCCCAGACUAAGAAGCAGGUGAGACAAUUCCUAGGGCUGGAGGGGUAUUACCGCAGGUUUAUUCCGCACUUUGCUCAUUGGGCUGCUCCUUUGACAGAUCUCACAAAGAAAGGGCAGCCACGCAGGGUGAGAUGGGGGAGAAGGGAGCAGCUGGCCUUUGAUAGGCUAAAAGAUUACUUAUAUAGCUACCCGGUUUUAAGAGCUCCAGAUUUUUCGCGACCUUUUAUUUUACAAACGGAUGCGUCAGAGGUUGGUUUAGGCGCAGUACUCUCUCAGAUGUGGGAUGAUGGGGAACACCCGGUGUUGUAUCUUAGUAAAAAGUUGAAAAAAGCAGAGCAAAGGUAUGCUGCCAUUGAGAGGGAGGCCUUG